CAUGACCAGCACUGGCAGUUUCAGGAUCUCCAGGCCGGCCGGCGGUGUCGCACGCUGAUGACGCGGUGUCGCACACUGUUAGCCUUGCCUUGUCGCACACCUACUCCAUCUUUGUCUCAGUCAUGUCUCGGGGAUCCAGCGCGGGGUUUGACCGGCACAUCACCAUCUUCUCCCCCGAGGGCCGGCUCUACCAAGUGGGUGAGUAACCGGGGGACCGAGCUGCUGGCCAGCCCAGGAAACCAAGGGGGGGACACCGGGCUCCAUGGCUGCUGUGUCACGCUGGGCCUACAGGCUGAGCUCUGUAUAAUAUAAUAAUAAAAUACUAUAAUAAUACCAUAAUAAUACCCUGAUACCAUAAAAUACUAUAAUAAUACCCUGAUACCAUAAAAUACUAUAAUAAUACCCUGAUACCAUAAAAUACUAUAAUAAUACCCUGAUACCAUAAAAUACUAUAAUAAUACCCUGAUACCAUAAAAUACUAUAAUAAUACUAUAAUAAUACCCUGAUACCAUAAAAUACUAUAAUAAUAAUACUAUAAUAAUACCCUGAUACCAUAAAAUACUAUAAUAAUACUAUAAUAAUACCCUGAUACCAUAAAAUACUAUAAUACCAUAAUAAUACCCUGAUAUCAUAAAAUACUAUAAUACCAUAAUAAUACCCUGAUAUCAUAAAAUACUAUAAUAAUACCCUGAUACCAUAAAAUACUAUAAUAAUACUAUAAUAAUACCCUGAUAUCAUAAAAUACUAUAAUAAUACCCUGAUACCAUAAAAUACUAUAAUAAUACCAUAAUAAUACCCUGAUACCAUAAAAUACUAUAAUAAUACCAUAAUAAUACCCUGAUACCAUAAAAUACUAUAAUAAUACCAUAAUAAUACCCUGAUACCAUAAAAUACUAUAAUAAUAACAUAAUAAUACCCUGAUACCAUAAAAUACUAUAAUAAUACCAUAAUAAUACCCUGAUACCAUAAAAUACUAUAAUAAUACCCUGAUACCAUAAAAUACUAUAAUAAUAACAUAAUAAUACCCUGAUACCAUAAAAUACUAUAAUAAUACCAUAAUAAUACCCUGAUACCAUAAAAUACCAUAAUAAUACCCUGAUACCAUAAAAUACCAUAAUAAUACCCUGAUACCAUAAAAUACUAUAAUAAUACCCUGAUACCAUAAAAUACUAUAAUAAUACCCUGAUACCAUAAAAUACCAUAAUAAUACCCUGAUACCAUAAAAUACCAUAAUAAUACCCUGAUACCAUAAAAUACUAUAAUAAUACCCUGAUACCAUAAAAUACUAUAAUAAUACCCUGAUACCAUAAAAUACUAUAAUAAUACCCUGAUACCAUAAAAUACCAUAAUAAUACCCUGAUACCAUAAAAUACCAUAAUAAUACCCUGAUACCAUAAAAUACUAUAAUAAUACCCUGAUACCAUAAAAUACUAUAAUAAUACCAUAAAAUACUUCAUUGAGAUAAAGUGGUCUAGUUGGCCUUAGUGGUCCUUUAAACGUUACCUUUAUCUUUCCUUUGUCGUUACAAACUAGUAUUUAGAAAAUGCAACAGCCUGUACUGUCUUUUUGUUUGUUUGUUUUUCUCACUUGGAAGCUGCAUGGAUUUUCCUCUUGAAUGUGGUUAUGAUCAGUAACCGAAUAAUUUACAGUAUAAAGUUACUACUGCCUUCACUGUCGUCCUAUUUUAAUAGAUCUAUUGAUUACACCCACCUAAUAAUUAUUUUUUCCUGUCAACUACAUAAUUGCAGGCAACCUAGUGGACUUGCAAUCGUAGAUUUUGAUUACAAGUAUGAAAAAAUAUUUCAUGUUCUGCCCUGAAGCUCCUUCAAAUAACCCUCUGAAUUUGUUCAAGAAGAGCUGUACACCUUAAAGGAGAAUUCUAUAACAACUUAAGCUCAUUGAAGUCUAUAUGGGGACCAUCUUACCAUCAGGUGUGAAAUAGUUUUCCAACUGUUUAACCUCUGGCGCCAAAAAUAGCUGCCACCCCAUCAACCUUCCUUUCUCCCGCUGGCAUACGGGGCAGGUUUGGAGAAUGGCUGGUGAAAGGCUUAAAACUUCAGCAGGUUGCUCUUAGUCUAUCACUUGCCGCUUUAGUGAAAUUAAUAGUAUGUAGUAUUUUUCUCAAUGGACAACCAUUGAUAGACUGACAGCGUCAGCUGAUGCUCGCAGCCUGUCACCUGCUGCCUGGCAAUAACUUGCCUCUUACAGCAGUGGAAUAAAGCAAGGGGGUCAGUUGGCAGCCGCGUCAGGCGCCACAGAACCACCAUCAGAGUUAAACCACUGGAAAAUGCUUUAACCUUCCGAAGGAAGGAUGGCACUCGAACACUCCUGCCCCCAAAAAACAACUUUUGUAAGUUAUCGUAGAGAUGUGAGUGUUUCUUUGAUCCAUUGUUUUGUUUUUCUACUUCCUUGUCUCUCCUGCACUCUGUUGAAAUCGGUUUGAAUAAGGAAGUCAUGUAGUGAUGAUCCAAACACCAAGGAUGGGAAUGGAAACCACACAUUAUACAAUCACUUUGCAAAUUUUAAGCUUCUUGCUGCAGGGAUUGGAUUGUAAGCUCACAUGAGCAGGUGCCUUAGUACUUCUUUACCUUGAAGGUUAUUUAAUAUAGCGGAGUGCUAUAUUUUGUGUAAGGUAAGGGAGACACAAGCUUCCCCUUGCAAGCUGCAACACCGCACAUCCAGACUCCUACCACCAUGACCACUUCAAAAAGUAGAAGUGGUCAUGGUGGUUGGAGCAAUGUUUUCUAAUAAGUGUAAGUAUUAAUAUAGGCAUUCCAAUCUGUAAAUUAACUCUUCUAAGACAACAAUUUACCAAGAGGUCUCCAUUGCUCUCUAGUGCGAACUCAAGUGUACAGGACAAUUAAAAGGUGCUGAUGAAUGUAAAAAGGGAAAAAGUAGCUUUACUGUCGGCAUUUAUUUUUCUUUAGUAAGUGUCGGAAUAAAGCAAUCUGUCACUUCGUACAUUCGUUUUGCUAUUUUUCAUGCAUUUUUAGUUUGGCCAUUACAUAAACCAGAAGAAUGUUGAUUAUUAUUAAUUAUAAAGCGCCAGUAAGUUCCAAAGCGUAAUGGGCGGACAUGUAUUUGUAACCAGACGAGUUGGAGCUUACAUGCUACAGGGAGUGGGGUAAUUCGACACAAAAAAGGAAGAAAAGUAGGUUGCUAGGAUAGUGUUCAUUAAGUAUUUUAAACUAUCAGUCAACUGAGUGCACACUGCUUCAUUGGCAGGAGUUGAUUAUGGUGUGGGACCUCUUCCCUAUACAUCAGCUUGUGUAGUUUCUAAAAAUGUUAGGUAAAUACAAUUCCCAAUAUGCUGUUAUUGAAAGAAGGCAAAAUCCCAUUUUUUUUUUUUUUAUAUAUAUAUGUUAAAUGUUUAAAAUGAUUUGGUGGUAAAUUUUCAGCAAAAAACCCCCCAACUUUUCCUUAGAAAUUUCUUGCUAAAAUUGCAUUCUUUGUACAUUUUACAGGGAACUGAAAGAGGCCUUGUUAUAUACGUGUUUAGGAGAAAGAAAAUUGAAAGUGAAAGUGAUUGUGGAAUAUCAUGGACACACCUUGUAACUUGCACGUUGAUUGAUCACUGAUAUGGUGCUUUUUUUUUUAUUUAUUUUUUUUAAGUUUCAUUCAAAGCACCAUAACAACUUUGCAUUGUCCUGGUGGAGAGAGACAGUACCCUUCACUCAACAUAAAUACUGAGUGACUUAUAACUAAAGGGAUUUCAGCAUAUAUUUAGAGCUAUAAGCCUGCCUCCCACUUCUCUCACAUAUCAAAAUGCUUAUUGAUCAUCUUAUGUGAUGCUUUGAUCUGUGGCUCGGGGAUAAACAGUUUAUCCGUUAACCUCUGUUUGACAGAGAAUUGGAAAGGAUCAAACCACAUGACCAGAAUGUGAGGCUUAUAAUUGGUGGAGCCUUAGUGGUCAGCGAGGAGUCUGUCACUGAAGUAUUUUGUUCUAAUUUUUUUACUGCAAUAUCCAUAGACCCAAUUAAAAAUUGUGGGGUCCAUAUUUGCUAGUUAUGUCAUUUUAAAGGGAACCUAUAGUCCCCAAAAUAACAGUCAUUAUUAAAACUACAUUAAAUAAAGUUUACUUUACUCAUUUUUAGCCCUGGGACUCCUCCACUGCAGUCUGCAGCUCCUCCUCUAGUGAUGUCAGCAUCCAAGCUGACCACCCACGAUCUCCUCCAAUCCAUUGCUUUCCAUAUAGAACUGGGCAUGCUCUGCCAAACUGUGGCCAAGCUGUGGUCCUCCAAUCAGAUGCUACAAUCCGCAGCAUUUAAUCCCAGGUCCGAGUUUCACCUGGUUCUCGAGGAGGAUGGCAUAUCUAAUGGCUGUCAGAAAGCCAGCCACUAGAGGGGUAUUUAAUCCUGCAAUAUAAGCAUUUCAGUUUCUGCAAACCUGUUAAAAUGAAAGAACCACUCCACCCAGACCACUUCAUUGAGAGGUGUCUUGGUGACUUUAGUGUCCCUUUAAAGUGAGUCUGUCAUGGUGAUAGCACUUCCUUAUGCAGUCAAUGUUUAAUUUAUCAAUUUGUAUAUUUCAUUGCAGUAGGAGUUGUUAGUAGAAUACAUUCCCUAUAGCACUACCAUCAUGCAAAGUUCAUGUUUAUUACACUUGUCUACUUCCUGCUCCCUUUCUAGAUUCCAAUUUAGGAAUACUUCAUCAUGGAGCAGGGCCCUGUUCCUGUAUGUCCAGUUGUCUGGUUACAAUUACAUGUCUGUUAGUCCACCCAUUGUACAGCGCUACAGAGUCUAAUGGCGCUAUUAAAAUAAUAAUAAUAUGAAUGUCCAACAAUUCAUGGUUUAGUGAAUUCGUCUAAAAACCUGUGCACAAUCACAUAAAUUAGUGAUGCUCGUAUUAGAGUCCAGAGUCACCUUUCUCGUAUCGGUGCCACCCAAUAUAUAUAUAUAUAUUCGUAUUUACAAGGCAAAGUCACGUUUGGAAAGUACAUUAAAAACUCCUCCUUUUUAGCCUAUCCCACUACUAAUAUGUAUGUGGUGUGUAAAUAUUUUAAUUAUUUCUUUCUUUGUUUUUCUGUUGACUGUUACAAAUAAUGUCUUGACUUUAAAAAAAGAUAAAACACAAAAUUGACUGACAAAAAGCUGCAGAUACUGACUCCAUGCACAAUGACCACUUCAAAUCACUGAAGUGGUUAUGGUGCUUUCUGUAGCCCUUUAAAAGGACAAGUGGAUGGUUUUCUUGGCUAUUACAGUUCACUCCAUAUUGCGUGAGCAGCGUGAACAAAUAUCAGAAAUGACUAUAGACCUGCCUGUUUCUAGUGGUCAAGCUGUUAUAAGAAAUCACAUUUAUAAACCUGGAACUAUCCAUUUCGUAGGAAAUUUAUUUUUGUGACAGACGAGGACUCUAUGAAAUGAAAUCGUAUUUUCCCUUUAUUUUGGAAGGAAUUUCACUAAUCUGCAGUGAAAACGUAAUCCUUUCACUUUCCUUUCUGUUUUUUUAACACAUCAGGAUGAGCUACUUCAUUUAUUUGUGACCUCCAUUUUUAAUGCAUGAUAAAGAUAAUACUUUUUAUACUUCUAGAUUUUGGCGCAAAUAUCCGCAUUUAACAUCGUCUUAUGACUCUGUCCACACCAAGGAGUAACUAGAGCAGUCAAGAGCAUCGGAUUCUGAUCUGUGUAGUAUGAACUCUUGGACAUGUGUAACCCAGCAUUGUGAGCGUUCAACUGCAGCUUGUUCAUUAGCCGUUUAAAGGGACACUCCAGGCACCCAGACCACUUCUGCCCAUUGGAGUGGUCUGGGUGCCAACUCCCACUACCCUUAACUCUGCAGGUGUAAUUAAUGCAGUUUUCAUAAACUGCAAUAUUUAUCUUGCAGGGUUAACUCCUCCUCUAGUGGCUGUCUACUAGACAGCCACUAGAGGACACUUCCAUGUUCAUAGAACACGAAAAGUGUGCUAUAACGACGCUAGACGUCUUCACUCUAUGUGAGGACCUCCAGCACCGCUAAAAUCCCCAUAGGAAAGCAUUAUUCAAUGUUUUCCUAUGGGGAGGUCUAAUGUGCGUGUGCGGCAUUGCCGCGCGUGUGCGGCAUUGCCGCGCAUGCGCAAUAGGUCUCCCCCGCAGUAUGACGUCAGCGAGGGAGUAGCGUGGGCGGACCCUGACCCAGUGGAUACAGGUAAGUCACUGAAGGGGUUUUAACCCCUUCAGCAACUUUCGGUGGGGGGGAGAGGGGACCUGCAGUGCCGGGAAAACGGGUUGUUUUCUUGGCACUGGACAGUCCCUUUAACUUUUUACAGAUUAGAUAUGUGACCGUCGCUAGCCUCUACACACAACUUCUCUGUCUCUAAUCCAUCAAUGUGUCUUUUCCAAACUUGCCUUUUGGUGUAUGGGGAGGGUCUGGCUAGCAGCUAUAACAUUUCUCUGUGCACAGCCUCACUUCUGCUCAGAGCAGGGUUUUCUGGGACUUAUUUCUGUUAAUAAAAGCUAUUUCUUUGAAGGGACUCUAUAAUCACCAGAACUACUACAGCUUAGUGUAGUUGUUCUGGCGUCAAUAGCAUGUCCCUGCAGCCUUGUUAGUGUAAACAUUGCCUUUUUCAGAGAAACAGCAGUGUUUGCCACUGGAGGUGACCCAAAGGAGCAAUGUAGUCACUCAGACAGCUGCCAGAUGUGCUUUCUGGGUCAGUGAGGCCCAAUGUGCCGCACUGACGUUCAGCAAUCUCUAUGCUCUGCAUUGAUUCAAUGCAUCUCUAUGAGGAGAUGCUGAUUGGUGCAGCGUGGCUUUUUGCCACUUAUGCCCAAUAGUCUCCAAAUGUUUUCAUAUGGGAAAGCAUUUGAUUGGCUGUGAUUAUCAAAUCUGAUUAUCUCAGUUGGGGGGGCUGUGCACUUAAAUUACCAUUUAAACCUAUAGUGUCAGGAGUAAAUAUUUGUAUUCCUGACACUAUAGUGUUCCUUUAACUACAACUUAACAGAACAUUUAUUGUGCUCUAUGAUGGCCUGUCUUGCUAUGUUAAAGUAUAAACCUUACAGAUUAGUAGAGUGUCAUGGAAAACGUGGGCUUAUAAAGUUGCAAGAUUAUGUACCUAGGUACAGUAACUAGCAUGAACAAAGUAUUUUAGAAUUGAGUAGGUGGAACAAAUUUAAAACUUAAAGCGUCAUUGUCACACUGAACUUGCCUUUCUCCUAUUGUUUCCUCUCUCAGAAUCUGUUCCUUUUUCUGAUAGGCACUAAUUUGUUUUAUGUAUUUUUCCUACGCUUGACUUUCUGUGACCAAAGCAGGAGCUUAAGUCAGCUGAACUUCCUGUGGUCAAAUUUACUCACCCUCGUCAUUGAUAAAGGAAAUUAAACGGACUUAAACUCCUCCUUUGGUCAAAGAAGACAAAGUGUAGGAAAAAUAAAUAAGACAAAGUAGUCCCUAACGGUAGGUUUGGCACGACAGUGUCGCUUUAAGAUCCAAAAUAUUGCAAAACAUUUAUUUUAUUUGCCAAAUGUUUAAAAGCUGGUCAUCCAAAAAAAUAUAGCUAAUUAUUUAGGAAAAAGAAAAAGUUUAGAUUCACAAAAGUUUUGUUGAGGCAGUAAGUGUUCCAUUAACCCCUUUGUGACAGAUCACAUUAUUUUCCAGUCCUAGGAAGUCUUUUAUCUGAUUUAAAAAAAAAAAUGUAGGUUAGUAAAUUCAGUUUUGUUGAUUAUUUUGCGUUUGUUUUCAGAAUAUGCCUUCAAAGCUAUCAACCAGGGUGGGCUUACAUCUGUCGCUGUUCGAGGAAAGGAUUGCGCUAUUGUUGUUACACAAAAGAAAGUUCCUGUGAGUAUUUUACAUCAUUACUUUUCCUCUGCCUGACUCCAGCCUUGAGCAAUCAUGGAAGAUAAAUAUGGCACCCUAAUUUUUGUUCAUUGAGUGGGGUGUUGGUAAAACUCCAAAACCAUAGAGUUGUCCAGGUAACAUACACGUUGGAGAAUAUAAAGUGGAACAAAACUUCCAAAAUAGUUGUUUUUAGGUUUGCUGUACUCCCUUCUCUAGUUUGGAGAAUAAUAAAUUGCACAAUCUUGUAAUUUUCACAAAGUGUGUUUUUUUUUGUUUGUUUUUUGUGGGUUUUUUUUUUAUAAAUAACUCUCUCUAUCCUCCAGGACAAGCUGUUAGACUGCAGUACAGUUACCCAUUUAUUCCGAAUAACUGAAAGCAUUGGCUGCGUGAUGACUGGAAUGACAGGUACUCUUUCUCUUUUUUUAUUAUAUUGAAUUAUUAAAGGAACUACCAGAGUAGUUUGCCGAGCCAUUUAAUGCAAAUGCCUGUGCCCAGUGUGAGCCUGGAAGUGAUUAUGGUGCUUGAUGUUAAUGGUGCUUAAUGUUCUUUUAAAGUGUGGCUUUUGUUUUGUGUAUAAAUCCAUUAUACGGACAAUAUUGUGUUCCUGUGCACUACAACCUGGCUAUUAAAUGUGUACAUAAUGGAUGUCAGAGACUGUUCUGGAAUAAAAUUAAGAUGCUGCUCACAUGGGACUUAGGGGACAGUGUCCAAUACUCUAUUUCAGUCCCACAGUAUUAUGUAGUAUUGAUAGAAUAGGCUGCAGCGUGCACGGUUAUUAUAGUAUGCUGAUUUAGUAGUUAUGGUGCCAUUAGGCUGCUGGUGUUGUCUUCUGGUUCUUGGUCUAAUCAUUUUGGAGUGGUUUGACCAACAUGUGGGUUUCCUGUGCCUAUUUCCUGUGCCUAUUCCCUGCUCAGGUAUUGCUAAUACAGAAGUUUUUGUUCACAUGUUAAAGCCACUCAUUGGUUAAGUGCAUUAGGAACUGUGGAGGAAAUCAUAACCAAUGCUUAGGUAUGUAUUGAAUAUAAAGCCUAGACUGCCCCUUUAAACAUCCAGACCAGAGUAAUUGCUGCCUUCUGCCUAUAUGUUGGGCAGUAUUGCUUGAUGCCACAUACAGGUUUAAACCAUCUCUGCAUUAGCCUGGUUGGUUCAGUCUGAUAAACUCACCUGUGGUCAUUGGAUCACAGUGUCCCACCUGUAGAAGAUGGUACUUUGUCGUAGCCUUGCUUGACUGGCUUUCCAUCACUGAUAAAUUAUCAAAUCACUAGGCAUCUUCUUAGCAAGUUGGUAAUGGUCCUGGAUGCAGCAGCAUGGCCCAGCCCUGGAGGUGGCAAUGCCUAUAGGCCUCUCUUUAUCCUCCACAAUAUUCUACUAUACUAUGAAUAAGCAAAACAUACAAGUAUUUCAACCAUUUUAGAGGUACGGAAUCAAAAUGGCGAAAGCAUGGCUCAAACAGAUAAUCCAUCCAUUGUGCCUCUUGUCUGUUUCUGACCCUUCCCUUCAUCUCUCUUGUUAGCCGACAGCAGGUCACAGGUACAGCGAGCACGUUACGAAGCUGCAAAUUGGAAGUACAAAUAUGGCUAUGAGAUUCCAGUUGAUAUGCUGUGCAAACGGAUUGCCGAUAUCUCUCAGGUGUACACACAAAAUGCAGAAAUGAGGCCCUUGGGAUGCUGUAAGUAGCCUUUCACCCUGUCUAUGUGUGUGUACUGAUCUGAUUCGUACUAAUGUGACAUACCACUUUGUCAGCGAUAAACUGAUGCAAAUGCCCAUCAUUAAAUACCACUAAAAUCCACCACUGUCUUUGACUUUACUGCAUAGUGAUAAGGCUAAGUUCCACUAAUUAAGACUUUAACUUGUAUUUUGAGUGUUAUUAAAAGUGCGCGUAGUUGAUUUGAAAUGAAUGCCAUAUAUUUAAUUGACUACAUUGAGUUCACAAAGCUUUCUGUGCCUAAUCCUUACACAAGAUUAUUUAAUAUAACACUAUAGUCACCAAAACAACUUUAAUUUAAUGAGGCAGUUUUGGUGUAUAGAUCAUGACCUGCAGUCUCGCUGCUCAAUUCUCUGCCAUUUAGGCAUUAAAUCACUUUGUUUAUGCAGCCCUAGCCACACCUCCCUGCAUGUGACUUGCACAGCCUUCAUAAACCCUUCCUGAAAGAGUCGUCUAAUGUUUACACUUCCUUUUUUGAAAAUUAUAUUUAAUUUAGAAUUUAUCUCCUGCUCCGUUAAUAGCUUGCUAGGACCUGCAGGAGCCUCCUGUAUGUAAUUAAAGUUACAUUUACAGAGCAUUUGAUUCCCUGACUGAGUUUAACUUGAUCUGGAGGAGGAAGACCGCCACUAAAGGUUUCUAAAAUUGCAACGCUUUUUAUUGCAGUUUUAAAAUUAAGUGACUGCUUCACUCGGAUUGUUUCAUUGAGAUUAAGUGUUCCUUUUAAUUGUUUGAUUUUUUUUUUUUUUAUACAGCCCUUUCCCCUCUUUAUAUUAAGGUUAUUAAAGUUUGCUUGCUGUUGCUAGCACAAUGUAGGAAUAAUUUUCCUUGCCCUGCCUGAACACUAUUAAUUCAACAAUAUAGCGUCAGAAAAACAAACAACAAGCUAAAGUGCUUUAGGGGUCUGGAGUUUCCCUUUAAGAAGUUUGUCAGCAAAAAUAUUCCAAUGUAAUCCAGUAUAAUUAACUUACUAAAGGAAAAUACAAUACGUUUCUACUAUUCCGGUUAUAUCUAAAUCAAUGACACUGCAAAAAGCUUGGGGAUUGUUUGCAACCCAGCCAAAAAACUGCUGAGCUGGAAAAGAUGUAAUGUGUCACCACUAAUUCAGCAGCUUCUUCUGUAAUUCACACGAAGUGAAAGGCAAUCCGCUAGGUCUUCACAUUUGUCCUUUAGCACGUGCUUUAGCUUUUUAAAUCAAAUAGUGUAUUCUUAGACAAUUCUACGAUUUAUUGCUUUAAUUUGUCUUUGAUUUCCUGCCAGUUGUAUGAUUCAUUCUGCUUUGUUGGUUACAUAUUCAUCUUGUGGCUGUUUCAGGCAUGAUCCUAAUUGGAGUCGAUGAGGAGCAUGGACCGCAGGUCUAUAAAUGUGACCCCGCUGGCUAUUACUGUGGCUUUAAAGCCACUACAGCUGGCGUCAAGCAAACAGAGGCUACUAGUUUCCUUGAAAAGAAAGUGAAGAAGAAGCUGGACUGGACCUACGAGCAGAGUAUUGAGGUAAGAUGAUUAGCCACACAUUGUUAGCACCAAGUUCUGCUUUCCACUUUCUUCUAUCCAAUGUCUGUUAACCGGUAUUUUCUUGCCAAAUUCUGCCUUCCAUUUUGCUGUUUAUUGACCACUUCCUUUUGUCCAUAACACAUUUCCAAAAAUAACGGUUACAUCAUUCAAAAUAAAAAUGCGUACAAUAUUUAGAAUGUUUGUUUGUGGUGUCCUUCAUUUUGAAGCACUCUAUGGUCUUGUCAAAAGCAAAACCGAUUACUUUGGGCCAUAUUGAGUGUGUUUUUGUUUUUCUCAUCAGAAGACUUAAAUAUUUACACUCCUCCAAACAAACUAAAAAGCAAAUCAUACCAAGAUUCCUACAUUUAUUUAUUCAUUUUUUAGUUCUUUAUGGUAGACCUUUUCCCAAAUAUUAACAAUAGAGCAAGAUUAACAAUUACAAAAAUGCACAGUGCAUUUAUUAACAAACAAAAAAAUCACAAACCGGGACUAUAUGAAUUGGAGACAAAAUGGAAAGGUUGAUAAAAGGUGAUUAAAAUCAAGGCUUUAAAAUGUGUCCAUGCUUGUUGUAACAUCAUCUUUUACUGAAUUUCAGACUGCAAUUUCCUGUCUUUCCACUGUUCUUUCCAUUGAUUUCAAGCCAUCUGAACUUGAGGUUGGGGUAGUGACUCUCGAUGACCCAAAAUUCAGGUAUGUGUGGCCUUAACACCUCUGUCACUUAAUUUAGCAUAUGUUGUGAUUUGUUCAUUGAGAUUGAUGAUAUGCAGCUUUGUGCAUUUCGGUCAGUACCCCUGCUAGGUUUGCCAAGUGCAGCUUGCUUUCCUACGGAUUUGAAUAUAUUCGAGGACAUGAGCAAUGUUUAGGAGUAGGGGGCACAAUAGGUGGGAGGCGCCAGAGGAAGACUGUAGGGGGAUGAGGAAUUAAAGGGAGAGCUAAUGGGAUCCAAAUCCAUUUUAGAAGAAGCCGGCCAUCAAUUAAUAGAGUUUGCUUCUAUAUUCAAUAGAAAAUUAAAGUAGGCAGGGGUAUCUUAACUUUACCAAAACUACCAAGCUACACCCCAUUUAGCAUACUGUCUCUCUAUAGCAGACAGAGGAAAUGUUUGCGACCUCACCCAUCACCUUUCCUGACAGUGAAAGCAGGCUGCCUGGCGCACUGAACCGUACAGUAACAGACCUUUACAGAUCAAGGAGAAGCUUUUCUCCAAUAACUAUGACGUGUUAUUUAUUGAUGAUCACGUCUCAUUGUUUUUAUUAUAAGGUUCACUCUUCCAGCUUCCUUUUAAUAACUAGGGUCUCAACGAAUGUAUCAACCUUCAAUUACCACCAAUCUGUUUCCUGUUUAGCUAUUUCGGACAAAAAUGUGAAAUUCACAUUGAAUUUUUUGAAGCUCACACUUGCAACUAUCAGAUAGCCCUGGCAAAUGUGGGCACUGGGUUCGUAAAUAACCCUUUCACUUUGUGUAAAGGGAGCUAAGUUAUGCUAACCUCUUUUGCCCUAUCUCCCAUCAUACAGAUAUAUAAAGGCAUUUAGCAUAUUCCUGUUUUAUAUUUUCAGGAUCCUCACAGAGGCCGAGAUUGAUGUCCAUCUUGUUGCACUAGCAGAGCGUGACUAGUGCCAUCAUGUCUGUCCAGAAAGACUUCACUUUACGCGCUACAUACACAUUGAUUUGUCUGUCUUUUUGGGGUUUUUUCCUCCUGUAUAAAUAAAGCAGAGCUUUUUUGAAUAUGAUCAUUGUUUUUUAAUUUGAAAGGAAAUCAGUUUGGAUGAAUCUACGAAUGCAUUGUUUUUCACAUAUGUAGCCCAAUGACCAUUAUAUCACCA
This is a messenger RNA of Pelobates cultripes (western spadefoot toad), 12761 nucleotides long. Lineage: Eukaryota; Metazoa; Chordata; Amphibia; Anura; Pelobatidae. The record is from the annotation of a GenBank genome assembly.